AUGUCGCAGAUCACCAUGGAAGAGUUACGAAGAAAUCAAGAAGCAAUGAAGGUUGAAAUCAACCAGCUGAAGACUCAGAUGAGUCUGAUCAUGGAGAUCCUGCAGUCGAUGCUGAGGAAGGAAGGCAAUCCCGUGCCAACUGUUGAACCAGAAGUGGUCACUCCGAUAAGCGUGCCUGACCCCCUUCCACCUCAGGAGCAGCCACGUGGAUUUCAUCCACAUCCUGUGUCUCCAAGGGCUCCAUAUCAGCGGCCAUUUAUUGUUCCCCGACCAAGGCAAAGGAACCCUGAGCCGAACCAGUACCCAAAUCAGCUGCGACAACCCACUCGACAAAGACCAAGAAAGCCAGUAAGGCAUAUUGAUCAACUUCCAGUGUCGUAUAGUCAAGUACUACCGUAUUUGAUCAAAGAUGGAUUGAUAGUGCCAAAGGAACUGCUCCAAGUGAUUCCUCCAUAUCCACCCGGCUUUGACGUCAACGCCCGAUGUGAUUUCCAUGCUGGGGCACAGGGGCAUUCCGUUGAGAACUGUAGAGCCCUCAAGCACAAGGUGCAAGACUUAAUUGAUUCAAGGGCUAUUAUGUUCACACCGCAAGGCCUGAAUAUAGUGAACACUCUAAUGCCUUCACAAGAGGGCCCAUCUGCAACAUCAUGA
This is a messenger RNA of Lathyrus oleraceus (garden pea), 651 nucleotides long. RefSeq lists its product as uncharacterized. The transcript has a single exon. Lineage: Eukaryota; Viridiplantae; Streptophyta; Magnoliopsida; Fabales; Fabaceae. Bases 1 to 651 code for a protein of 216 amino acids. The record is from RefSeq and is a predicted model, not a curated record.